Messenger RNA from Trichosurus vulpecula (common brushtail), 5768 nucleotides. RefSeq names its product protein phosphatase 1 regulatory subunit 15B (gene PPP1R15B). The transcript has 2 exons. Gene Ontology annotation, molecular function: protein phosphatase regulator activity. The coding region runs from base 485 to 3166 and encodes 893 amino acids. Lineage: Eukaryota; Metazoa; Chordata; Mammalia; Diprotodontia; Phalangeridae. Gene Ontology annotation, biological process: response to endoplasmic reticulum stress. Gene Ontology annotation, cellular component: protein phosphatase type 1 complex; endoplasmic reticulum. The record is from RefSeq and is a predicted model, not a curated record.
ACAUCAUCUCAGGAUCUCCAAAGCUGACAGAGCAUGUGAUUCAUGCUUGGGUUCAGAAUUUUUUUCCUCUGUCGCAAGAAGAGACUUAUUCAUCUAAGUGCUAGCAUGUUUAGCGACUGCAUCAUCACUCGGGUCAAAGGUCACGAGACCCUCCUCUCAUCCCCCACCGAUACUAAAGCCCCGCAAGGUGGCGUGUAGGUAUAAGCUGUGUGUUUACACCGCUGCUUGCGUAUACUAACAGCUUCGGGCUGCUCUUUGCAUUGAACCACCUCCUACAGCGAGUCAUCAGCCUAGACCGUGUGAGGGCUGGUCUCCUCGGAGACCCCAGAGAGUCUACUGCGCACGCGCGCGCGCUCCCAGCCCGGCUGAUGCAACUCCAGCGCACCAGUCAGAUCGACGCGGGGGGUGGGUAAGAGCUCGCAAAAGGGAGAAGAGAAGGAGGAGUGGGGGAGGGGGAGGGUGGGACCGACGCGAGGAGGCCCGGAUGAGGGCGAGAAAAGCCCCUCCUACCCGUGCGCUAGCGGCUGACGUUCGUCGGCGCGCGGCCAAGAGGCGGCGACGUGCGGCCGGCGCGCCCUGUCUUGUUCCGUCCCUGCUCGCUGCGGGCUGUCCCGUGCCGACGCCGGCGCUGCGGCCAUUUUGGGUGUCUCUCUGCCUGGGCGUCUGCCGGCUUCCGGGCCCCCCGCCGCCUGCAGCCGCCGAGGGGCAGCGCGUCCGCUCAUCUCGUCGAAGCCGCCGCCCGAGGGGUCCUCUCUAUGGUGACGGGGCCUCCGCCUGCCUGAGGCAGCUCCUUCCCGGCCCCUCCCGGGCUCGCCGCCUGUCCCUUCGCCAUGGACGCCGCCUCCCCGGCCACCGCCUGCGCUCGGCCUGUCGCUCUUCGGCUCUCCGCUCGCCGCCGUCACCGCCGCUUCCCCCCGUGGCGCCCCUGCCGUGCCGCGGAUCGUCAUCGGCCCGCAGCACCGGCUCCGCCGCUCGGCCGGGCCGAGGUCGUGUAAGAGUCGGCUGGCUCGUGCCGAGUCCCCGCCCCGCCACCCCGAGUGACCGCCCCGAGAAGGCCAUGGAGCCUGGAGCCCAGGUGCCCCGAGAGCGGGGCUCGUGGUUCCGGCUGCCCUUCUUUGCGCUUCCCCGCCAGGCGCCGCAGGGCUCGAGCUCCCCCUGCCCGGCCCCGGCAGCCGGCAGCCCCCCGGCCGAAGCCCGGGCUCGGGCCUGGCUGUCGCUGCUGGCGCAGCUCCUGGCGCCGCUGCCCAGCCUGCUGCAGAAGGUGCUGCUGUGGGGCCAGCUCCUGGGGGCCAUGAUCCCCGGCAGGUGGCUGGAGCUGGCCGCGGUGAAGAGAGCCCCAAGAGCAGGUGGGGACGGUGCCGCCGGCCCCGCCGCCCGCAAGGCUUCCAGCCGCGACCACCCCUCCGACGACCCCGCUCCCGCCCCCCUGAAGUGGCUGGAGGAGGGCAUCCACUGGCCGUGCGGCCCGCGAGACGUGCGCCUAGAGCUGGAGAGCAAGGGGAGCCCUUUGGACCCCGCGGCGCGCUCCCUUCUCCUGCAGCAGCAGCUGUGGGGGGCCGAGCUGGUGCAGAGCAGCCUCCAAGCCCAGCUGUUCCCGGACAAGGACCUCUGUUCUUCGCCCAGCGGCGCCCUGAACAUUCAGCACUUGAACAAUUUCGACGUGGUCUCUUACGUGCUGAACCCGGCCGGCCUGAACUACCUGUCUCACGUGGAGCUCACCUGUCAGAAUAGCUUCGAGACCACAGAGGUGGGCGACUUCCAGACACUAACCCUGGAGAGCUGCUUUUUGGCUGCUGACCAGAGUCACCAGCCCCAGCCCCUGAACGCAGAGGGUCCGGGAGCCUCCUGGCAGGGAUGUCCGCACAAAUCACCCCUCUCCACAGAGGGUCUGCCAGAAAUCCACCACCUUCGAAUGAAACGCCUGGAAUUCUUGCAGCAGGCUGGCAAAGGACAAGCACUACCCACCCCUGACCAGGAUCAUGGCUAUCACAGCCUGGAGGAGGAACACAACCUGCUUCGAAUUGACCUGAGCCAAGCCUCGAAAUCUGAAUGUUGUACAGACAGUCCUGUACAGUUUGUUCCCUCCACACAGGCCCUUGUAGGAGGCAAAGAGGACCCAACUGAGGACAAAAUAGGGUUGUUGAUAAAAGAGAUUCCCACUCUUUUGGAAAGUCAGGAAGAAAACUGGCCGACUUGUGAUCUGUCUGUAGAGAGAGACACUGUGGAUGUUCAACCAAGUGUGGUUGACAGCUUAGAUAUCGAAGAUGACUUUCCUAUUUCUGCCAGACCAGCAUGUAGUAACAAAUUGAUAGAUUAUAUUUUGGGGGGUGCGUCCAGUGACCAGGAGACAAGUACUGAGUCUGAGGGUGAGAAUUGGGAUGAGGAAGGUGAAGAUGAUGGUUUCGAUAGUGAUGGUUCUCUUUCAGAAUCAGACCUUGGCAAACAGCAUUCCGAAGGCCUUCACCUUUGGAACUCUUUCUACAGUAUAGACCCGUACAACCCUCAAAACUUUACAGCGACAAUUCAAACUGCUGCUAGAACUAUUAGCGGAGACCAUUACAAUUCAGAGGAUAACUCUUCGGGAAAGUCUGAUGGAGAAGAUUCUUCCUGGACUGAAAGCCCACCAGGUUCUCCCGACCAUAGCUCUGGAGAAGAAGAUGAUUGGGAGUCUAGUGCGGAUGAAGCAGAGAAUUUAAAACUCUGGAACUCGUUCAGUAACUCCGAUGACCCCUACAACCCUUUUAAUUUUAAAGCACCUUUUCAGACAGCAGGGAAGAAAGGGAAAGACAGAUGUGACUCCAGCAGACGGACUGAGUCCGCAGUAGCCAUCUCUCGGAGUGAAGUACAACUUAGUUGUGAGGUACAGCUGUUGGGAAGCCCAGAGACUGGAAUCUCAGACGUCCAGUAUGGGCUUCUUCCCAGAGACGGAUGCACAUCUACCAGAAGAAAAAAGGUAACCUUUCUUGAAGAAGUUACUGAGUAUUACAUAAGUAGUGAUGAAGAUCGCAAAGGACCCUGGGAAGAAUUAGCAAGGGAUGGAUGUCGGUUCCAGAAACGAAUUCAAGAAACAGAAGAUGCUAUUGGAUACUGCUUGACAUUUGAGCACAGACAGAAAAUUUUUAACAAACUCCAGGAAACAUACUACAAAAGAUUUAAUGUUUUCUAGUGAUUGGAAGGUGAUGGCCCUCUUGCCCCACUAAUACACACUACCUCUUAACAUAAGAGGUGUCUUCCUUUUAAGAGCUGAAGUUGGCAGUUGCCCUUUAGUUUCUGAGAGGGAAUGAAAUUUGAAUGCGGUGCCCCCAACUUAACGUUACCUGUGUGCAACAAACCUACUUUGAAGUGUGUGUCUGGUUUUAUUGUUGAAAUAAGACCUCUCAAUGAAAGCUAGGAGUGUGGGGUGUGUGACUUUUUUUAAUUCUUAUUUUCUUGAAGAAAUUAAUCCUAUUAUGUAAGUUGAAUGUGUUUUGAACAUCUUUUUUGCUUUUGGGGAAGAAGAUGGGACCUAUUAAGUUGUAAUUUUGCACUUUUUAAACUUUGAAGGGAAACAAUAUUUAUAGGGUUCAAAGCCCACUUUCAAUUCUAAUUUAAAGUACGUAUGUAUGCCCGUCUAAAGUCUUUGUGCUCUUUAUACUUUUCUUUUUCACUCCAACAAAUAGAAAAUAGGAUCUUGUAUUUUCUGUUGUAUUUUUCCCCACCUACUUAAAAUAAUUGCCCUCUUGCCUUAAGCCUAAGAAAUCAGUCUUGCUUAUACUACUACUAAAUUUAAAGAAAUUUAUCUCACACUUUGUGUUUUGUUAAAGGAGAUUGGUGGUAAAUUUUAAUUUUAUUUCAGACAAAACCCUGGCCUCAGUGAUCAGAGUGGCCAGGAAUGAUUGUAAAAAUACUGUUAACCUACUUUUGGAAAGCUUUAUGUUUACCCAUAAUUUGUAUCUAUUCACACAUGAAAAUUGUAGACAGUAGUAUGAGAACCUGGUCUCUCUUCAAAAAGGUUCUUUACAUUUUUCGUGUUUCCUCAAUGUAUAUUAACUUUUAAUUUUUAAAAGGCAGCAAUUGAUUGGCAUAAAAUAAUAAAAUAAAAUCCAGAAGCAUUAAUACCAUUGCACAAACUUGCUUUAUUUUUUAAACUUAAGCCUGGCUGAAUCUUGCUGGGCAGAGGGUAAAAGAAUUCAUAGAGCAAUUUGGUUUUGAUUGCUUAUCUUCUUAAAAAAAACAAAACAGUGUUAUUAAUACCAUGCCUCAGCACUGUCACUUUGAAAACUUGUCAGGGUAACACUGUGAACUUGGAAACUGGCAGUUUUGAAUUUUCCAAUUCCAAAUAUUGGAAUAUAGGCUUCAGUCAUUCCAAGUUUGUGUCAGAGAAGUGGCGAAUAAAUUGGUAAAGCCCAAUUCCUUUUGGAAAGGAUAGUACUGUAGACUAACAACUAGGCCAUGUUAAUAAUAACUUAGCCCAAAGGUUACCUUUGUUUUUGUGCUUUUGCAGUUACUGUUUGAGCUUAUUUCUGUUUUGCGGGUCUGUGCAUUUGCUUUGUUGAGGGAACAUUAGCUGAAUAUUUAAAGGACAGUCUCAUUUUUUUACUCAUCCUUCUGUUAUAGGUAAUGGAAGAUGUGGGUAGGAGAAAAGAUCUCCAAAUCUGGCUUGACCACAUGUUGGAGAUGAUUCUUUAGAUCAGGAACCUAGUGGAUUAGACAAGGCCUUGAAGGUUAACUACCUCAGCUUAUCCUCUACCUGGCCACUAUUCCAUUUAUGUCUAGUUUACUCUAAAAUCCACACUGAGUGCAUUACCAUGAAGAUACUUAAACUUUUGAGUAUUUAAGAAAGUCCUUGUUCUUUUUUUUUCCUUUCAAAAUAGACCUCCCUUAAAAUUUAGAAAGACUAAAACUAGUUCUAAGGUGAAUUUUAUGUACACCACAGGGAUGAGUGCUUUUACUAAGGUAUUGACCAUAUCUUGUAUGAUCUGCUUAAUAAUACCUUAAGCUAUUUUAAAUUACAAAUAACAUUUUGUGUUUUAGAAAAAGCAUGCAUCAUUUGCCCUAUUUAAAUUUUUUGAUAAAGAGAAAAUCUUUUUGAAUUGAAAGCAUAAUGUCUUUCUUCAUAGAUGGUGCAGAUAAAAUCCUUGUGUAAUUCUUGUGUACAUAGAAGCUAUGGAACAUCUACUUUGGACUUUAGAACAACAUUCAUUUGGGCCCUUUUUAUAUUUAACCCCUCUGGCUCUGGGUUAGGGUGGUGGGCAGGGAAAUAGACCACUACAACUGUGAAUAAACUUUUUUGUUGAGGAUUUUUUCCCCCCAAAACCUGUUUUUUUAAGUAUUGGGCUUGAGGGUUUUGAGGAGAGGGAACCACGUUAGAGUUUGACUGAAGAAAAUCAAGAGUCCUGUCAAUUUCAUUCUAGCUAUAGUGCAAACAUGGUGGUACUGUUCUAGCUAUAAAAACUUUAAAAUUGUUAUGGUGCUUUAAGUGGCAGUGUAGUAUGUGGGAGACUGUGUACAGAGAUGUGCUUGUUUCUGAGUGUUGUGAAAUAUUAUAAAGAGCACCUCUUCAUUUUCAUCUUUAAAUCAAAACUGUAACUAAUUAUCAGAUUUUAUUUUUAUAUAAUUUUGCAAAGUAAAAGUUAGGAGACUGGCAAACUUCUAGAUUGGCUUUUACAGACCCAGGCCUGAUGUAAAUGUAACUUGUUUGUUGGGGUUUUAUAACUAAAAUUAUAUUUCACUGUAUAAACUGUUCAAAACUAAUCUUGUAAAAAUUGUAAUAAAAAUAUUUGCAUCAA